Molecule: messenger RNA, 1661 nt
Organism: Danaus plexippus (monarch butterfly)
Lineage: Eukaryota; Metazoa; Arthropoda; Insecta; Lepidoptera; Nymphalidae
Exons: 2
Coding region: 92-1375 (427 amino acids)
Source: RefSeq, a predicted model, not a curated record
AGCUUAUCACCCGUGUUAUUAUUGACGUAGCGGACAGCGGUAGUAAAACAAUGUGAUCUAAUUCACGGCACGGUCAACUGUAGUUUGAUUUAUGAAUUUAAAUAUUAAAAAUAUGCAACCGAAUGUAAGUGAAAUAUUUCAAAGAUCCAGCAGCACUUAUUACAAUGUCGAUUAUCAGUACACAACAAUACAAAACAAAGAUGACUACAAUGGAGGGAAAAUGCAUGGUACACAGAGAGUUAUUAUAUUUUGUCUGUUGACAACAAUUAUACCAACAAUACUUAUUGUGUCACCAUUAUAUCUUAGAAAUAUAAAAUAUGCCGAUGUCAUGUACCAGAUAUCUGAUUCAGAUGUGAUACAAAUUCACAAAGGUCAAUCGUCAAUAUUCUGUGAAAAACAUUCCUUAAAAAUGAACAGUAGUUUUAAUGCAUUCCAAAUGAAAGGAAGACCUAAACUAACAAAAAAACGGAGACAUAUAACAUUAAGGAAAUCAAUGACUUUACCCGAUGAUACUUUGGAAUAUUGGGGAUUUUAUCUUUUUGCUGGUGCAACCGUUGAAUUAAAGGCUUGUUCGAGAUAUGAGGGUUCAAAAAUAUUGGUUGUUAAAGGUGAGAAAAUAUUCAACACUUGCGGCAUCCUGGAUGGUAAUAAAUAUAAGAAAGAUCCCGUUCUAGUUGAAAAUAAGCAUGUGUCCGUAACAUUAGAAAAACCCAAAGAAAAGAAAAGGGAUGUUGUAAGUAGGGAAUAUAUUGAGGAACAUAAUAUACCUCCUUCUGACAUCAAGUUAAAGAGUAAAAGAGAUGUAAAUAGCCCACCUCUGCACAAUCCGAACACAGUGUUGGACGCCGGUGUGAAUCAUGGCGGCAAUGCAAUGAACGCCACAGCAAAUAUAUUAGAAGAUACAUCUGUAUCUAGCUUUGAAAAUAAUCUAUAUGAAUGUUAUAACGAAAAUAUUCUCAUGAAUGAUUAUUUUCCAUAUUCCAUGCAAUGCAAUAAUACGAAAUAUUUAGAAGACAUCACCACACUUAAGGUGGUACAUAAAGUGACCUCAGACGGUUACUAUUAUUAUAUAUUUUACAGUGACAAUGAUUUUGUAAAUAAUGAUAUUCAUGCAAUUUUUGACAUUUACAAACCAACAUUCCAGUAUUCAAAUAUAUCAGAUUCUAAGAUAUGUUUAAACAAAACAGAAUGUCAGUUCAACGUGGAUAUGUUUAGUGAUGAAUUAGUUAUCGUCGAAGUUCCAACUAAAGAUGGCUUGAAUAACAACGACGAAGACACGUUCGUGCUGAUGUCCGUGUGUCAUCCGAGAAUGUCCGUGUACAUUAUAUUUCCAGUGUCCGUUCUCUUACUGAUACUGCUUUUUGCAUUUUUAUGAUAUUUAUUUUUAUUGACUCUUUAUGUUCUUUUUAUAAAAAUAAAUAUUACGAGGAGUGUGAUAUUAAUUUAUUGAAUAAUAUAGUUAAAUUUAUCAUAGACUGUGAUUUAUAUUUUGCUGGGCAAAUAUUUUAUUGUUAAAGCUUUGAGAAUUGAGAGGUAUAAAAUAAAUUAUAAUAGAUGUAUUCAUAGCAUUUGUUUUAAUUCGUUGUUUGUUAUUUUAAUAGCAUAUUUCGUAUAUAAUAAGUACCUACUUAUGUAAGAUAUAAUAAAUUAGUACAAGUUAA